Molecule: messenger RNA, 4706 nt
Organism: Drosophila albomicans
Lineage: Eukaryota; Metazoa; Arthropoda; Insecta; Diptera; Drosophilidae
Exons: 8
Biological process (GO): retrograde transport, endosome to Golgi; phospholipid translocation
Cellular component (GO): trans-Golgi network; endosome
Source: RefSeq, a predicted model, not a curated record
CGCUGUCGUAGUCGUUGACGUUGUUGUUGUGUCGACGUCGAGCCAACGGUGAGCAACGUCGCGCGAGAAAUUAAAAGAAAAUAAUAAAUAUUGAGCAAAGCAUUGACGUUGCGUGAGGUUCGCAUGCGAAAAAAAACAAUGCGCAAGAAUCGAGUGCAAACAAAAGUUGCGAAAACUAAUGGAACGCGAAAUGGAAACAUAAAUCGAAGAAACUAACGAAAUUACUAGCAGACAAGAAAAAAUUAAACGAGAAAAGUCAAACAAAUUGAAUCGACGACAAUAGCAGCAAAAGCAACAACAACAAAAGUGUGUGAAAUGGAAAAGGGGUGCUUCUUCUUCCGCUUCUGUUGUAGGUGUAGUUUAGUAGGAUAUUGCUUAAAUCGAAAAUUCGCUGACAGAUCAUCGUCGUAAAAUACGCGCGCGGCGUGGCAAAAACACACACACGAAAUAUAUAUUUUGGAAAAUUCAAUACAAAACGGCGCGAGAAUAACAACAACAAAAAGAAAGAAAGAGCGUACAUAAAGGCAAAGAAGGCAAAGCAGCUGUGUCUUUCAGUGUGUGCGUCUGUGUGUUUAUUUGUGCAUGUGUGUUUUUAUGUGAAGACAACAGAGAAAGAGCGAAUCAAAGCGAAUUACAAAGCAGCAGCAGCAACAAAAACAACGGCAACGGUAAUCCACGACAACAACAACAACUUCCUCUUUGGGCAUUUGCAAACGCAUUUACACACACUUACCUGAGUUACAACUACAAGCGCAUCAACUGCAGCAGCCAAAAGCAGCUGACACUAUCUCCCUCUCGCUCUGACGUCUUUCGCUGCUCUUGUACAAUUAAUGAACGCCUACGCUGACGUUGACGCCGCUGUCGCAGUCGUCGUCGUAUAAUGCAAAACGCCCAAAACAUAACGAGAGCAACAACAACAGGAACCAGAACAGAAAUUACCGUAACAACAACAACAACUUCCAGCCGCUUUCUUCUCAACUAGUCAAGACUCCAGACCCCCCUGCAGAGACAGCGACCUCGACAAACAUAUCCGUCGUAUUAAGUACAGUUUAUAAGGCUUAUACAGUAUAAUAUAAGAGUACAACAUGGAUUGGAUCAUCAGCGAUGAAUUGGACAUUAAGGUUAGCCAUGUUGUUGGCUGGGCGGCCGCCACCGCGAUGGUAGUUGGGGGCGUGAUUCCCUAUGUACCGCAGUACAUUGAAAUCAAGAAGACACAGGACGCCGAAGGCUUCUCGCUUUACGUCUGCCUAGCGCUGUUGGUGGCAAAUUCGCUGAGGAUACUCUUCUGGUUCUCCAGCCGCUAUGAGCUUCCAUUGCUGGUGCAGAGCGUUGUGAUGAAUGUGACCAUGUUCCUCAUGAUCCAUCUGUGCGUGAAGGUGAAGCGCAUGAAUGCAAACACACGAGAUCAUGCGCUUCGUGGUGACGAGUUGCAGUUGCCAAAAGUGAUGACGGACACGGAUACCGGCGCCUCUGUUUCAACGGAUGCAACUGUUCUGAAGCGAGCACGUUCCAGGCAUUAUUUGAAUGAUCUGGAUAUGAAAUACUUUUGGAACUGGACAGACUUCCAGUCCUAUCUGGACAUGAUGCUGGUCGUUUGGGCAGUUGGCGCUGCCGUCACAUAUCUCAUGCUGUCCGUGCACUGGUUCAUGGAGGCCAUGGGCUUCGUAGCCGUCUUCACAGAGGCCAUGCUGGGUGCACCGCAGUUUCUGCGCAACUUUAAGAAUAAAUCAACAUAUGGUAUGAGCAUACACAUGGUGAUUAUGUGGACGCUAGGUGAUAUGUUCAAGACUGGUUACUUUAUAGCACGCAAUGCGCCAUCACAAUUCUGGAUAUGCGGCACGCUGCAGGUCAGCUUGGACUUUGCGAUAUUGCUGCAAGUGUGGAUCUAUCGCAACAAUACGAAACAGCGCGAUAUACAUCGCGGCGAUUAGCAGUUUGCCCCCGAAGAACAACAACAGCAACAACAACACCAUGAAGAAGAUCAACAACAUCAGCAACACCAUAACGAACUGCACACCUCGCACUCCGAGGAGCGUCAGCUAUCGCAGCCCAUAACGCUGAGCAGCAGCGGCGACGAUCAUCUGUUGACAGCGCGUGCCGACGACGAACACUACAAGUCACUGGACUUUGGCCAGUGUCACGACAAUCGCGCUUUUCAGUAUCACAACCAUCACAACAACAACAACAACCAUAACCAUAACAAACUGUUGCCACGUCCCGGCGGCAGUGGCAAGAGUCAGAGUCGCCACGACAGUCCCAAUCCGACGGCGGCGGUGGCCGUUGCCCUCGACGCCCUCGAAGUGGUUAUUGUGCACAAAGCGAAUGUGCUGCCCAAUGGUCGACGCAGCAACAGCAGCAGCAAGGCAACCAUACACAAUCACAGUGGCUGCUGUCAUCGACGGAAGCGUCACAAUGCCACACAGACGUCGAUAGAGCGUUGCUGUUGCAUUCGCAGUUGUCACAGUUGUCAUCAUGUGACAACCACGCAUCAUCAUCAUCAUCAUUGCCAUCACCAUCAUUGCCAGCAUGAGCAUUAUGAGCGACGACAACAGCAGCAGCAGCAUCAUCAGCAACAGUUGCAGCUGCCGGAGCACAAACGCGUAGCAAAAAGCCGCAACCAUCACAACACAAAGUCUUCCCUGGACACGAGCGAGGAGCGACCGCAGCUGCAUUCGGCGGCCAUUGCCAUUGAGAUUGAUGCGGCCACCGUGACGGAGAACAACAGCAGCACAGCCACCUCGAAUUUCCCCUACAAGGUGGCCAGCGAAGGCGGCGGUGCGCCUAUGAAUCUGAUACCGCUGUGCGAACAGCAUCGUCAACGGCGACGCGGUUCGCUCAACUCCAAUACCACCAUCGAAACGGAUGAGUUGUCGCAAGACGACGAUGACGACGACGACGAUGAUGAUGAUGAUGAUGUGCGUUUGGGUCUGCAGCCCGAAGAUGAGGAGCAACUGACGCCGGCGCGUCACAACAGCAACACGUCCUCGAGCAGCACAACACGCGCCUUUGCGGGCGUCGUGCCGCCAGCGCGCAAUGAGUGCGUGCGCAUCAAACGCAAACGCUUCGAGCCCGAUGCCAUGCAUGACUAUUGCAGCAGUUGUUCGCGUUGCAGCAGCUGCAGCUGCGAUCACGAGGCACGCACAAGUUCGUGCAGCAGCCUGGACGAUGAGCUGAUGGCUGGCAAUCAUGAGCUAACCGUGGCUGCCGAUUGUCAUCGCUGCCAGGCUGUCAAGGAGCUGGGACAGCAGCAAAGUCGUCGCAGCAGUCUGAAGAGUUUUUGCUCUUGCCACACCGACAAUUGUUGCUGUGGCAGCGAUGCGGGCGACGAAGAAGGCGACGACGAUGAUGACGACGAUGAGACGACGGGAGCACGGGAAUCAUUCUGCACAGCAGCGGAUCAUACAAUUGUGAGCACACCCACUCUGGAUGAGGCACACAGCAGCACCUUGACGCCGUUGAGCACUCAGGAGCACACGAUGCGAAGCGAAAUAGAAGAUGAAGAUGAUGAGCGGUCGAUAACCGAUGCAGAUGCCUCAUCGCUUAGCCAAUCAGCCGAAUACUUUUCGCUGUCUUCGACAGCAGGUGCCGCAGCAGCAGUCGCGCCGCCAACAACAGUUGCUGUUGCAGAGCAGCCACAGGGCAGCAACAACAACAGCAGUAGCAGCAACAAAUCGAGCACGAAACGUUGGAGCAAGCAUAUACGUCUUAAGCGCAGCUCAUCGCCAAUGGAUUCGCAUUUAUGACGAAGUGUCUCGCUGGUCGCUUGGCCAGCCAUCGAUGUGAAUGCGCUGCUGCAGCAGACGAUACGCAAAACAGCCGUGUUGCAAGAGACGCCAGUGAAGCAACAGCAACAACAGCCUGCAGCAAUGCCUGCGGCACCAGGCAGCAAUGAUAGCUCCACCGCCACAUUAACGCCCAGCAUUAUAACGAUCGCCAAGCAACCGAUGACGCACACAGCGGUCACCAGUCACAAUGGCGUCACCAAUGUGACGACCACAUUGCCAGUGGCCAGUGUUAAAGGCAAACGCAACUCCAAAUUUGCCCCAGUUGGCGGCUGUGAUCCGCUGCAGCGACGCUCCACAGAGAUUAUACUUUAAAAACACACACAAACACAAUAAUCUAUUCAACUUCAUGGCAAAAACGAAAUUCAAAAACAUUGAGAGCUGUUUAUUUUUGUUGUUAUUCGGGGGUUUCCCCAACACACACAAUUGUAAAAAUUCUAUUAUGAUUUCCUUGUCAAAUUAUCUAGUAAAUAAUAAUUAGCCAUAAUUAUUCUUAUAUUUGCUACUACUAUAUAUAUACUAUCAUAUAUUUUUUUGUUGUGUAAUAUUAAUUUUAGUUACGUCGACUAUAUGAAUUUAAUGCUUCCGCGCUGCCAAAUGUUACUGCUGACCCUCGCAUUUUGCAUUGAUGAAGUCUAAAGCAAACUCUUCUCUCCCUCCCCUCGUUCACAACAACAUAUCCAUAUUGUAAUUGUACUAAUUGCAAAAGCUUGAUCAUGAAAUGUUUCGAGGGUUCAGCGUUCUUUGAAUGCGCCAUAGCUUUAUACAGACCUUGUUUCAAAUCAUUUCGUACAAUUUCUUAGUCAAUUCCUCUUUUAGCCAAGUAAGCGAAAAAAAAACAAAACAAAAAACAAAAAUGCAUGCAUAAUUAAAUGUAUAAAAAGAAAAUCCGUUAAUCUCGAUAUUACAAAAAAACAAAGAAAA